Molecule: messenger RNA, 982 nt
Organism: Nyctereutes procyonoides (raccoon dog)
Lineage: Eukaryota; Metazoa; Chordata; Mammalia; Carnivora; Canidae
Gene: CLXN
Product: calaxin
Exons: 6
Coding region: 58-696 (212 amino acids)
Molecular function (GO): calcium ion binding
Source: RefSeq, a predicted model, not a curated record
AGCGCCUGCCCGCAGCCCGGCCCAGAACCAGCGAGGGUCCGCUCGCGCCCCGCCGGCAUGAACCGCAAGAAGCUGCAGAAGCUGACGGACACCCUGACUAAAAACUGCAAGAACUUUAAUAAAUUUGAAGUGAAAUGUCUUAUAGAUCUUUUUUAUAAUUUGGUGGGAGAAGUAACAGAGCGGCAAGGUAUCACCAUUGGACUAGAUCGCAAUGCAUUUCGAAACAUCCUGCACAUGACAUUUGGAAUGACAGACGAUAUGAUUAUGGACAGAGUAUUCCGAGGUUUUGAUGAGGACAACGAUGGUUAUGUAAACGUAUCAGAGUGGAUUUAUGGAUUAUCAGUAUUUCUUCGAGGAACUUUGGAAGAAAAAAUGAAAUAUUGCUUUGAAGUGUUUGAUUUGAAUGGUGAUGGAUUCAUUUCAAAGGAAGAAAUGUUCCAUAUGUUGAAGAACAGCCUUCUCAAACAGCCAUCUGAAGAAGACCCUGAUGAAGGAAUUAAAGAUUUGGUUGAAAUAACACUUAAAAAAAUGGACCAUGACCAUGAUGGGAAGCUGUCUUUCACAGACUAUGAACAGGCUGUGAGAGAAGAGACCCUUCUACUGGAAGCUUUUGGACCAUGUCUACCUGAUCCAAAGAGUCAGAUGGAAUUUGAAGCCCAAGUAUUCAAAGAUCCAAAUGAAUUCAAUGAUAUAUGAAUACCUAAAUGUCUGUGUUGUCUCGAGUGAGUAAAAAAGGAGGUGCAUGUGUAUUGUUUAUUUUUUCUACUUAGCUCAGAAAGAUAACGUUGAAUUGUGUGUUUGGGGUGGGGGAUGGAGCUCACCAACAAGUAUCAUUCAACUUUGGUGCAAGAUGCAAGCAAAAUAAAUAGACAACAAGAAGUCCCUUAUUAAAUGUUGGGUUUGGCAAAGACAAGUUAGCAUUGCCAGAUAUUUUAUCAUAUAGACUAUGUUAAAGCAUAAAACUAUCAUGAAAAAAUAACUA